Molecule: messenger RNA, 1014 nt
Organism: Aureobasidium namibiae CBS 147.97
Lineage: Eukaryota; Fungi; Ascomycota; Dothideomycetes; Dothideales; Saccotheciaceae
Product: pectin lyase-like protein
Exons: 2
Coding region: 1-1014 (337 amino acids)
Molecular function (GO): pectate lyase activity
Source: RefSeq, a predicted model, not a curated record
AUGAAGCUUGUUCCCCUGUUUUGCUGGCUCAGCAGCCUGGUAUCAGUCCACGCGACCCCUUUCCAGCACUCCCACCUCGACUUCUCCAUCCAAGGGUUCGCAAAGGACAACCCUCUAGGCGAAACAACCGGCGGAAAAGGCGGCCCUACAACCACCGUAUCAACCUUACCCGCCCUACGUACCGUAAUCGCCGGCACAAACCCCUUGACCAUCGUUGCCAAAGGCAUCUUCAACCUAACCAACCAACCACGCCUCCGUCUCGGCAGCAACAAAUCUUUGCUCGGUCACAAGAAAGGCGCAAAAUUCGUCGGCGGCGGUAUCUCUGCUAUCAACCAGACUAACAUCAUCAUUCGCAACGUACAGAUCAGCUUUGCGUAUGACAAUGAUUGCAUUACAUUGCAAAACACCACUCGUGCUUGGAUAGACCAUAACGAGUUUUUCUCUGACUUGGAACACGGUCCUGAUUUCUAUGACGGGCAGGUUGAUUUGGUGAGAGCGACUGACUGGGUGACUGUGUCCUGGAACUACUUCCAUGAUCACUGGAAGUCCUCCCUCGUCGGCAACAGCGACGCCCUCCGCGAGGUCGAUACAGGCCAUCUACACAUAACCUACCACCACAACCACUGGUCCAACAUCGGUACUCGUGGACCCGCAGGACGCUUCGGUCACCAACACAUCUACAACAAUCUCUACACCUCCUUCCUCUACCAAGCCAUCCACUCGCGCUCCGACAACCAAAUGCUGAUCGAAGGCAAUGUAUUUCGCGGCAACACUAGAGAAGCAGUAUCCUCGUAUGGUCUUGUAAUCCCUGAAGAUUCGCCGAAUACAUGUGUUUGUGGCGACUUCGAGAUUGACGGCUACGUGAACUUUGGGGCGAGGAAUGAUUGGGGUGGGGCGGGCGUUAAUGUUACGCAAUGGGGGACUUUCAAGAAGGCGCCGUAUAGGUAUCAGUUGACGAGAUUGGGGGAUGUGGAGGAUGUUGUUGUCAAGGGGGCUGGCAUUGGCAAGAUCUGA